Capsella rubella is the source of this 972-nucleotide messenger RNA. RefSeq lists its product as uncharacterized. The record is from RefSeq and is a predicted model, not a curated record. Lineage: Eukaryota; Viridiplantae; Streptophyta; Magnoliopsida; Brassicales; Brassicaceae. The transcript is spliced from 2 exons. Bases 90 to 908 code for a protein of 272 amino acids. Gene Ontology annotation, molecular function: zinc ion binding.
AAUGUAUUCUUAAUCCUAAUCUUUAUAGAACCAUAUCUUCUUCUUUACUAGUACUAAUAAGUAAUAAUACUUAUUUUUCACUUCCACUUAUGUUCUUUAGCUUAUUAAUUCCUCUCGCUAGCUCCACCACCACCACUACUCACUCCUCAUAUAAUCUCGUUACUCAUUUUCGUGGAAUCACCAAAUCCACCAAAAACCACACUUCUUUGUUUUAUGUACGUAUUCUACUUUGCCAUUAUAAACAAAUUAAAAACCAAACGCUCUCUCUCACUUUUGUAAUAAUGACGGACAUCGAUUUAGAACAAGGAGGAGGAGGAGGAGGAGCUUUUGGAUAUCACCGGAGGUCGUUGGACGGAAGUGACGUGAGUGUUUAUUAUUCAGACGGGGAAGACGUGACGUCAUGCUACUCUUACUUCUAUUCGACGACUGGAGGAUCGUACGAGUACGAAGGGGGAGAUCAGUCGAGGAAAGUGUCGUCGGUGAUGAGUCCUUCUUCGGAGUUAGAUGAUGAUGAUGAUGAUGAUGCGACGGCGCCGCCGGAGAAAGAUUGUCGGAUAUGUCAUAUGGGAGUGGAAACGAGCGGUGGAGGGGCGAUAGAGUUGGGGUGUUCUUGUAAAGAAGAUUUGGCUGUUGCUCAUAGGCAAUGUGCUGAGACUUGGUUCAAGAUCAAAGGCGACAAAAUAUGCGAGAUUUGUCAAUCGGUAGCUCGGAACGUGGGCGGUGGGAACGAAAUGGUUGGGACAACAACGAUGGAAGAGAGAGAGUUAGACAGUAUUGCGGCGGGAGGAGCAACGGCGGUGGAGAACAGGUGGCAGCCACAGAGAGUGGUGAAUUUAGUGUUAGCUUGUAUGGUUUUUGGUUUCUUUAUAUCAUGGAUCUUUCAUUUCCAUGUUUCCUCUUCUUCUUGAACCCCAACUACAUAUUUUAUGGUCUUUUGCAAUCAAAUACUAUACUCACUCUACUUUAAAAGUA